AGUGAUACAUAUAACAAUUCCACCAGUACCAGUGCGUAGAUACGGAUUUAAGCAUACGAGAAAAAUCAAUACCGUUCCCGAAGUUCUACGGCUUCGCAAAUAUCGCAGACUGAAAAAAGCGAACAACUGCUGGUUAGUCUAUUCUAGACGGUCAACGUUCUAUGCCGGCUAAUUACUUUCGCUUUCUUAACCGCGUCUGUUUUUACCAAGAGUGGAAAGAUUUUUCUGUUGGACCAGGAUGUGGAGCACGUUUUGCAUUAUCUUGGCCCUGAUGGCACAUGUCCAUGCGGCUACAUUUAGGGUUACCUCUCAGGUGUGGAUGGAUAUAUCGAUUAACGGAAAGGAGGAAGGACGAGUCAUCAUCGGAAUGUUCGGCGAAGAGGCUCCCAAAACGGUGGAGAAUUUCAGGCAUAUUUGUGUACACGGGAUCGAUGGUAUCUCGUACAAUGGCAGUCGGUUCCAUCGAGUGAUUAACAAAUUCAUGAUUCAAGGGGGUGACAUAGUGUCCGGUGAUGGACAUGGAUCAGUCAGCAUUUACGGCAAGUACUUCGAGGACGAGAACCUGCACAUCAACCACAGCAGUUCGGGUUUCAUUGCGAUGGCCAACCGUGGCCCAAACACCAACGGAUGUCAGUUCUACAUCACUACUAUGCCGGCACCGUGGCUGAACGGGAAGCACACGAUCUUCGGUAAGGUUUUGGACGGCCAGGGAGUGGUGCACAAGGUGGAGCAGCAGAAAACCGACACCGACGACUACCCGGUGCCGACGAUCAUCAUAGAGGGCUGCGGUGACCAUCCGAUGGGAGAUUCAUUUACGGUUUCGGAUGAUCCGUAUGAUCUCUGGGCUUGGAUAAAAGCAGCAUAUGUACCUUUGGGAAUGAGUUUCUCCAUUUUGGCUUUCUUCCAAUACAUUAUAAGAAAAUUGGAUAUCUACACCUGAAAUAUGUAAUAGUUUGCGUAUAAAAUAAAAACAAAUACCUUCCGAUAAA
Messenger RNA from Aedes albopictus (Asian tiger mosquito), 989 nucleotides. It is a transcript of the gene ninaA, whose product is annotated as peptidyl-prolyl cis-trans isomerase, rhodopsin-specific isozyme. Lineage: Eukaryota; Metazoa; Arthropoda; Insecta; Diptera; Culicidae. The record is from RefSeq and is a predicted model, not a curated record. The transcript has 4 exons. Gene Ontology annotation, biological process: protein folding; protein peptidyl-prolyl isomerization. Gene Ontology annotation, molecular function: peptidyl-prolyl cis-trans isomerase activity. Bases 239 to 940 code for a protein of 233 amino acids. Gene Ontology annotation, cellular component: intracellular membrane-bounded organelle.